CGAGAUUAAUGCAAUAAUUCACAAAUCUUAUUAAAAACUCUAAUGUGAUGUGUAAGUUAGCUAGCUGCUAGUUUAGCAGCAGGUUGUUGUUAGUUGGCUAGCUAAUUGUUAGGUGUGCUUCUAUGGGAAAGCUGUGCAGCGGCUUAAACAUAAUUUCCGACGUUGACAGACAUUCAUUCCAGUGUUCUGCUACAGAUAAAUUGCUAAGAAGUGUAGGGACAGUUGACGAUAUGACCACUUUUGUGAUGUUCAUGCAAGAGCACAUACUAAACUAAAUAAUAAACCUGUGUAGGCGGCUUGCUGUGUGUUCUCACAGCCAGACAUGUAAGCAUCUCAACCUUUCACCCAGUCCCCUCUCCACUGGGAAUUUGUUCAGCAGUGGGACCAGGGCAUUGAGUGAGACUGGACCCUCCCAGGCUAAAUUCUUUCCUGCAAAUGAGGGAUCAAUGCUGCUCCCUGGGACUUACAAAGGCAAAGUGGCCUUUAUCACAGGAGGAGGAACGGGGUUGGGAAAAGGCAUGACCACAACACUGUCAGCACUAGGGGCAGAGUGUGUCAUCGCUAGCAGAAAACUGGAUGUUUUGAAAAAGACUGCAGAGGAAAUUACAGCUCAGACAGGAAAUAAGGUCCAUGCUGUGCAGUGUGAUGUUAGAGACCCCAAGUCAAUUGAAGCUGCUGUGGACCAACUGGUAGAGGUUGCUGGUCUACCUGAUGUGGUGAUCAACAACGCUGCAGGGAACUUCAUCUCCCCGUCAGAGAAGCUGUCUGCCAACGCAUGGAGGACCAUCACAGACAUCGUCCUGAACGGCACGGCCUUCGUCACCCUGGAACUGGGCAAGAGGCUGAUACUGGCCGAGAAGGGUGCUGCGUUUCUGGCCAUCACCACCAUCUAUGCAGAGACCGGCUCUGGAUUUGUGGUUCCCAGCGCGGCUGCCAAGGCAGGAGUGGAAACUCUGUGCAUGUCUCUGGCUGCGGAGUGGGGGAGGUACGGCUUGAGGUUUAAUGUCAUCCAGCCAGGACCAAUCAGAACGAAGGGGGCCUUCAGUCGUCUCGAUCCCACGGGCAUGUUUGAGAAGGCCAUGAUCGGCAGGAUACCCGUGGGCAGGCUGGGCACGCCCGGAGAGAUUGCCAACCUGGCAGCCUACCUGUGCAGUGACUAUGCCUGCUGGGUGUCUGGAGCGAUCAUUCGAAUGGACGGUGGAGAGUAUGUCUCCAUGGCAGGAGAAUUCAAUGAUCUGAGGAGGGUCACUAAGGAGCAGUGGGCUAUGAUGGAAACCAUGAUCAGGGGCACCAAGGGAUCCUAAGAAGUCAAGAUGGGAACACGAUACUUCCGGGGCAACAGGUAGCCUAGUGGUUAGAGUGUUGGACUAGUAACAAAGGUUGCAAGAUUGAAUCCCCGAGCUGUCAAGGUAGAAAUCUGUCGUUCUACCCCUGAACAAGGCAGUUAACCCACUGUUCCUAGGCCGUCAUUGAAAAUAAGAAUUUGUUCUUAGCUGACUUGCCUAGUUAAUUAAAGGUUAAAAAAUGUAUAUUUACUAACUCUCUACCACUGUUAAUGCUCCAGGGAAACACAGAUACUGUACACACAGACAAUCUUUCCCUCUGUUUCUGACCUAAAACAGAGAUUAUACCAUGUCAGGGAAUAUGGCUACAGGAUCGACACACACACACACACACACACACCUCUACAAACACCAUUCUCACACACUCACUUAACCUCAAGCCUUAUUCCUCAUUGCCUAAUGGACAAAUCGACAGGAUGGGGACAGUAGGGCAACAUUUGGGGUCCUAUGUGGCUCAGUUGGUAGAGCAUGGCGCUUGUAACGCCAGGGUAGUGGGUUCGAUUCCCGGGACCACCCAUACGUAGAAUGUAUGCACACAUGACUGUAAGUCGCUUUGGAUAAAAGCGUCAGCUAAAUGGCAUAUAUUACUAUUACUAUUUGAAGAGAAAAUGGCUUCAUCAGGAGGCCAACUAUUUAGAGGAGGUUUGAGAGAGAGAACCUCAUCAUCUUUUCGUUCUCACUCGGUCUGAGAUUCUACUGGCUACAGCACUCCCUGGAUGAAACUGGCUUCUUGUUGGUUGAAAAACCUGUCCGUUCCUACGAUUGACUUGGUAUUUUGCUAGUAACAUUUAUCAUUUGUUUUUACAAUGAUGCCUUGAAAAUAAUUAAUUCUGUUCUUUUUCAAAAAACAUGUUUCAAUGGCCAAUCUAAGUUGACGUCCAGUAAUGCUAUUCAUUGCUGUUAAGUGUUUGUCUUGUGCUCUGUGUGUACAAUACGUGAGGUUUACACGAAUAUGUCUGUGUGGAGUAUGUUGAAUAAAAGACAGACCUUUUA
Messenger RNA from Oncorhynchus keta (chum salmon), 2336 nucleotides. It is a transcript of the gene decr1, whose product is annotated as 2,4-dienoyl CoA reductase 1, mitochondrial. Gene Ontology annotation, biological process: fatty acid beta-oxidation. Gene Ontology annotation, cellular component: mitochondrion. The record is from RefSeq and is a predicted model, not a curated record. The transcript is spliced from 10 exons. Bases 447 to 1304 code for a protein of 285 amino acids. Gene Ontology annotation, molecular function: 2,4-dienoyl-CoA reductase (NADPH) activity. Lineage: Eukaryota; Metazoa; Chordata; Actinopteri; Salmoniformes; Salmonidae.